Molecule: messenger RNA, 2966 nt
Organism: Eublepharis macularius
Lineage: Eukaryota; Metazoa; Chordata; Lepidosauria; Squamata; Eublepharidae
Exons: 2
Coding region: 341-2020 (559 amino acids)
Source: RefSeq, a predicted model, not a curated record
CUCAACAUAAUUUAUAGGGGGUAUACUGACUUCGUUGGUGCUGCAUGGUUGCAGUACGACGAAGAGUUUAGAAUGAGGGCAGCUUUGAACCCUCAGAUCCCCUGGGAUCAGAUUUACCUUCAGCUGUGGCUGCAUGUUAUGUCUCCUUCGAAACCCAAUUCUGGUGACAGGGCAGAUAGUGGCCACUUGAUCCACCGCCCACAGGCAGCAGGCUCCACCCGCUCCCAGGCGGGGCAGCAGGUUCAACCCCGGCUGCUCUGUUGGGACUUUACCUCAAAGGGCUUUUGCAACAGGAGGGCCUGCAAAUAUAAACACGAAUGCCCGGCUUGUUCCGGACAGCAUGCUUAUUCCUCCUGCCCCAGGGCCAAAUCUGGUGGGGGUAGCAGGCGCUCAGGUGGGGGCGGGGGUCAACAGUCGACUGGAAAAGGGACCCAGCCCGGUAAAUCUGAAAGCGCUUGAGCGUUUACUACCUUACUAUCCCAAGCGUAGUGAUGCGUUGUUCUUGUUGAACGGUUUUAAGUACGGUUUUAGGAUACCAUUUCAGGGCCCGCGGGUUCCUUUCAUGUCUAAAAAUUUACGUUCAGUUUCGGGCAUGGAAGCUGUUGUGCGGGAAAAAAUUUCAAAGGAGUGUGCAGAAGGCAGGGUAUUGGGUCCGUUUUCUAUGCCUCCUGUCCCAUGCCUGCGUGUUUCUCCAUUGGGGGUAGUCCCUAAGAAGGCCCCUGGUGAAUUUCGUUUGAUUCACCACCUUUCUUUUCCAAAGGGGGCAUCGGUUAACGACGCCAUCCCGGAGGAGCUUUGUUCUGUGCGCUAUACUUCCUUUGACCAGGCGGUCAAGGUAGUGCGCAGAUGCGGGGUUGGAGCUUUGAUGGCUAAGUGUGACAUUAAGUCAGCCUUUCGCCUGCUCCCAGUUCACCCUGAUGAUGUUGAUCUACUGGGCUUCUCUUUUGAGGGUCAGUAUUACGUAGACAGGGCCCUUCCCAUGGGGUGUUCAAUUUCAUACGCUGCCUUCGAGCGAUUUAGCUCCUUUUUAGAGUGGGAGCUGCAGAGAAGGUUUAAAUGCCGGGAUACCUGUCAUUACCUCGAUGACUUUAUGUUCAUUGGGCCCGCUGGCACGGCACAAUGUGCCAGCCUGCUGGCGGGCUUUGUAUCCCUGGCUGGAGAACUGGGGGUACCCCUGGCACAGGAGAAGACGGAGGGUCCCUCUCAAGUUAUGACAUUUUUGGGCAUCGAGCUCGAUACGGUUCACCAGUCUUUGCGUCUCCCGACUGACAAGGUACGUAAGCUCAGGGAGAUAUUGUCUGCGUUCAAGGGUAAGCGGAAGGCAUCUCUCCUUGACCUGCAGCAGUUAGUCGGCUCUCUGAAUUUUGCUUGCAAGGCGGUCGCACCUGGCAGGCCGUUCUUACGCCGGUUGUGCGAUGCUAUGGCCGCUCUUCGUGCACCUCACCAUAAAGUUCGCAUUGACGUGGGUAUGCGUGCAGACAUUGAGGUGUGGGAGGAAUUUUUGAGUUCCUUCAAUGGGAUUAUCUUCUGGCGCGAGGAAUUGCUAGUGGGUGCCCAGUUACAAGUAGCUUCAGACGCUUCUGGGUCCACGGGCUUUGGGGUGUUCUUCCGUGGGCACUGGUGUGCGGAACAGUGGCCUAGGGAAUGGGAUGAGAGUGAGGUGGUUAGGGAUUUGACCUUCUUGGAGUUUUUUCCCAUUCUGGUGGCGGUUUUUCUUUGGGGUCAUGAGCUUGCCAACCACGUUGUGCACUUUUGGUGCGACAACAUGGCCGUGGUGCAGGUAGUUAAUUCCCUCACAUCUAAGUCAGUCAGGGUUAUGUCGUUGGUUCGGGCGUUCACAUUGAAGUGCCUGCAGCUUAAUAUACUGUUUAGGGCCAGACACAUGCCGGGUGUCGACAAUGGGGUGGCGGACACUUUGUCUCGCCAACAGAUGGAUCGCUUCAGGCAUCUUGCUCCGGGGGCCGACAGCUUUCCCUCCAGAAUGCCAAUGGGACUGUGGCGCCUUGGCAAGUGGAAGUGAACAGAGCUAUUCAGAUGGCUAUUGCUCCCAGCACUCGUCGAGCGUAUGAACGAGCGGUGCAGCGAGCAACCGUGAGAGGAAGCGGAUUCUUAUAGCUGGCCACAGUAUGGUGUUCUGGGCUGCAGUGCAAGCCAGAAGGACCCCGAUUGGAGCUCAGCUCGGGUUGAGCGAAGAUGCCUCCAUUGAAUGGUUGGGUUGGCGUGGCCUUCGGUGGUCGGGGUUGCUGCAUCUUUUGUUUGGAGGAAGGACAGGUCCUCCCCCCCAUAUCUUGGUCUUGCACGUGGGUGGCAAUGACCUGGGUUUACUGAAAGGGAGAGCCCUGUCACUACAAGUGAUUGCUGAUCUGCGAGUGAUCAAGAGCCAUUGGCCUGAUGUCUACAUAUUUUGGUCUGAGAUGCUCCCCCGUCGUAAAUGGAGGGAGUAUCUUGACCCUAGGGGUAUGGCUCGGGCUAGGCGCAGGGCUAAUAGGGCCAUUCAAAAGGCUUUGGCUAGAGGGCUAGGCAUUUAUCUUCCUCACCCUCGCAUUAAGGCCGCGAAUGCCGCCCUUUACAGGGCUGAUGGGGUUCAUUUGUCCCCGUCUGGCAAUGACAUCUUCUUAGACGACCUGCGGCUCGGGCUCAGGUUGGCACUAGGCCACCUGUGGGGCGCAAGGGCCUAAGCUGAGGCUUGGCCUUUCGCGUUGGCAGGAGAAGUUGGGAAAUAGGGAGCGGGCUGGUGAGCACCCCUUUGGCAAUUCCCCAUCGGUGGGGAAAGGGGUCUCUCAGGAGGGAUGGUAUGCUUCAUGGCUACCACCACCUGUGCAGACUGCCUCCAGGGAACCCCAGGUGCAAGUCCUUCCCUCAUGCUGUAUGGCUGAGGCUUUAGGAGCUUGAGGGGGGAACCCUUUGCCUGGCCGGCCGGGCUGAGGCCAUUCCAUGAAUGGAUUACGCCCGGGGCAGUGGGGGCU